GAUAAUCGCACCAGUCGAAAAAUGGGUGACAAUAUCAACGACGAUGACGAAGACCCCAUCGUAGAGGACGAGGAUGAUCGUCUAUCAACCGUUACUGAAUUACAUGACAGUGAUGAAGAAAUCGUUAAUGGAGACGAUGACGAGCAAGAUACGGCUGAAGGCAUCGACAACGAGCACGAUAUGGACGACGAAGAUAUUGACAGUGAUGCUGAGGAAAUGUCUCUCCGUGCGGCCUUGAGGAAAGAGAGAAUGCAUAGCUCUAGCAAAAUUGAGGGUGUACCACCUGGGCCUUCUGUUUCGGCCCCUACUCUCAUUCCAAAGAGGCAGAAAAUUAUGAGGACAGAGGAGGAGGAAGAGGAGCCCAUCAUUGGCUUCUCUCAGGAGGUGGAGGUCCACACGACCGACCUCGACCUGCUAACUCUUGUGGCUGAGUUUGAAAGUGUGUCUGCACGAAAAGCGAAGAAAAAGCUGACUCUGCAGGCCGUCAAGGAUGAUGCUGCUGGUGAGAAUGCCCUGACUGCCCACUGUUUAAGUCUAGAGUUCCUCUCGAGGAAGAACUUCCUCACCUCUAUGGAGACAAAGUUGACCCGCCUCAAGAAGCUGGCGGAGGCUCAAGGUGGUCAACUAUUGAACUUCACUUCCAGGCCGUCUCAAAGUUUGAAGAAGUGGUGAAGUUACAGAAGUCGAUAUAUUGUGUGUGAUUGUGGAACCUAUAAA
This is a messenger RNA of Cuscuta campestris, 717 nucleotides long. The record is from the annotation of a GenBank genome assembly. NCBI's taxonomy places the organism in Eukaryota, Viridiplantae, Streptophyta, Magnoliopsida, Solanales, Convolvulaceae.